Messenger RNA from Cicer arietinum (chickpea), 1449 nucleotides. RefSeq lists its product as uncharacterized. The record is from RefSeq and is a predicted model, not a curated record. Lineage: Eukaryota; Viridiplantae; Streptophyta; Magnoliopsida; Fabales; Fabaceae.
CAUUAAAUAAACAAAAGUCAAGGGGCAAAUUAGUAAACCAAAUUAACAUUAAAAUCCCAUAUAAACAACAUUUCCAAUCACAAAAAAGAACCAACACCCCACAAUCUUAAUUGCUUAUAAACACUACACAAAAAUGUUUAGUUCCACCAAUUUCAAUACCUCACACCCUGUUCCAAUUUUCACACUAAAAUCAUCAUCUUCGUCAUCUUCACCUCUUACCUCUUCAAAGAUCAAAAACCUUAUCCGUACUCUCAUAAUUUCUCGUUUGUGUCGUAUCAUUGGUGCAAUAUCCAAAUUAAAAUCUACUUUAGUUGAGAUUCUUACUAAGAAAAAAAAAUCCAAAAAUAUUCACUUCCUUUACCCUUCAAAUAAAAAAUAUUGUAGAAAAACAAAGAAGAUCAUUAUGGGGUCAUUUAGGCUUCACUACAAUUGGUCUUCAAGAUCUUCUUCGAUUGUUAUGCCGGUUCCAUCUCGAGUUUAUGAAGGGUUGCCUAAAGCUGUUAUUUCAGGUAAUGGAGAUUGUUGUCAUGAUUCUGAGCUAGCAGGAUAUUUGCAGUGGCUUGAGGAGAAUGAUGAUGUUGAUGGUUAUAAUAUUAAAGUGAGUGAUGAAAAAGAGGAGGAUAUUUUUAAUAAGGAUGUGGAUAUGUUGGCUGAAAUGUUCAUUGCAAAUUGUCAUGAGAAGUUUAGGGUUGAAAGGGAGGAGUCUAAUAGAAAGUAUCACGAAAUGGUGGCUAGGACUUUGUGAUAAUAAAAAAACUAUGUUUAAUAUGUUAGUUUAUGUUACAUGAAUAAUAUUUUAAGUCACUUGUUAAAUAUAUAAUAUAUAUAUAUAUAUAUAUAUAUAUUAUAUAUAUAUAUAUAUAUAUAUAGCAUCUAAUGGAUGGAUCUAUGUGUAUUGAAGGUUGUACGUAAGUCUUAGUUCAAUCUUCAAACGUCGAUAUCGUUAGACUUGACAUCUUUAUUCAAGUUCGAAUCUGAGAUCUUGCAGAUGUGCGUGUGAGUUUCAGUGAUCUUUAUUACUCUGUGUACAAACCAAAAAUUGUGCAUUGAAGGCUAGUUGUAUAUUUGCCUUUUACUUUUAAAAUAUGAAAAGGGUGAGGAAAGAUAGCACUUGGAUUGUAUGUAAUAGUAGGUUCACGUCGUAGACAAUCUUGUCUGUUAAUUUGAAAUCAGAUAGAUUAAAUUAUACAUCAAUAAAAUAAGUAUAUCGAUCUCAAUCAUCGAUUUUAAAUUGAACAGUCCCAAUCUAUUAUAGCUUCCUAUUGUAACGGUGGAGUAUCUGAAGUCGGAAAGGGAGGGGGUUGACCAAACAUGGAAGAUGUGAUGGAUGAAGAAUUGUGCAAUACUUUUGUUCAUAGUUAUGCUGUUAUAGUGUAAUUUUAUGUAUUAUUCUAGAAUGAAAUUGCAGUUUCAAAUUAAUAUACUCUCUGAUCUACAUAUUUCUAUUUC